AAGUCACCGUAUCGGCGCAGAGCCUAAGCCUCCAGCUCGCCAGCGUUCAUGAGCGCUGGCCACGAUUGUGCACAAGGCUGAUCUGAAGGUGUCGUAGCCUCACAGAGGUGAAGUUGACGCUUCGGUAACCGUCAGGUUUUUUGUUUGACGAGCAGUCGGACAGCUGGAUCCACAAGGGUGCAGGACGUUGAUCCACCACUUGGCAAUACUGAGACGACAUCAGCAGCAGAGCCUCGCCUCCAGCUCCUGAAGAUGGUUCACAUAUACAUGACUUAGUAUGCAAGAAGGAAACACAAACCCAGGAAUUCCAGGGCAUUCACCUGGCACACAGCAGUGGGAACGGCAUCAGAGCGACGCCCAAGGCCACAUGGGAGACCAGGAAUUCUCUCCAGACCUGUCGGCGUUCCUAAGCCAAGACGAGCUCAACAAGAGCGUUGACCUCGCCCGGGAGGCCAUCGGUUGCCCCUCAGCCGGAGAUGGGCUCAGCUCCACGAGCAGACCAAAUGCAGCGUGCCAGGCCAUGCUGGGUCCCAGAGAAUCUUCGCAAAGACAGGACCUCCAAAACAUGGAUAGGGUCCUCCAACAGAAUCAAGCCCAAGCACCCGAGAGAACACUCAACAGCUGCCAGCCUGCGCAGAGCGACGACGAGUCCCCCAACCGUGCUCAGCAGAAUCAAAGCGGCUCAAUAGACACCAGUUGCAGUGCGUAUCGGCCGUCGGCCAUUCGUGGCGGUGAAGUUGCCGGUUUCGGCCAGCAGAAGCAGGGCGUGGGGAAACCCGUGGGCAGCGAGACGGACUCGAAGCACAACGCGGCGGCGCUGAUCGAAGAACUCUCAUCCCUCUUCAAGUCAGGCCCGCCGCGGAGAGGCGGGCGAAACCGGGGGAGGCGUGCGGGCCGCGGGGGCCACGUCUCGACGGAGGACAUCUGCCAGGUGAUGGAUUGUCCCAAGCAGGGGCCCACGGCUCCUGCGCCCGUCGAGAGGAUCCGCGUGCAGUCCAAGGAGCAGCUGUUUCAAAUGCGGCAACAGCAGCAGCAGCAACAGCAGGCCCUGCAGCAGCAGCAGCAAGAGGUGUUGCCACAGCAGCAGGAGGACCAGAACUCAUUGUGUGACUACAUCCAGCAGCAGCAGCAGCAACAGCAGCAACAGCAGCAGGAUGUCCGCAAGCCAACCGAGCUCACCACCUGUCAAGAAGAUUUAGACGCGGAGCAAGAUUCAAACCACAACGACCACCACCACCACCAUCACCACCACCACCAACAACAUCAAGAGGCGAGUGCUCAGCGCGAGUUUCCCAACCAGCAGCAGCUGGAGAACAGCGUCGAGGUAGCAGCAGCAGCAGCGGCAGCAGCAUCAGCGCAGCAGCAGCAGCAGCGAGCGGCACCGCCGGCGCAGGCGGUCGAGACGAGGUCCGUGGACCCCGCGACGUCGCUGCUCGCGAGGGAGCCGCCGCGUUUCACCACCAAGCUGAAGAGCCGCGAGGUGCCCGAGGGCAGCCGAGUGCAGCUCGAUUGCCGGCUCAGCGGCGCGCCGGCGCCGUCCGUCAGGUGGUUUUGUGAGGGGAAGGAGUUGGAGAAUUCUCCAGACAUCCAGAUCUUGCAGAACGCGGACCUGCAGACACUAAUAAUCAGCGAGGCCUUCCAAGAGGACACGGGGCGCUACACCUGCUUGGCCUCCAACGUGGACGGCACCGACAGCACAUCUGCAGAGAUCUACAUUGAGGGUGCCACAUCCUCAGAUUCAGAAGGGGAGGCAAGUGCAGCUUCCCUGGAAGAUGAUUUGGCUCAAGCUCAGAAAUUGAUGUCGGUGUCCCUGACUAUAGCUGCACCCCCGCAAAACAGUGGCACGGCCCAAGUGGAGAUGCAGGCGCAGCCUCCGUUGGUACAACCCAUUGCUGCUCCGGUGAUCCCACAGAAAGUGGCCAGCCCAAGUUUUGGGUUGCCAGGCUUUGAUGGUCAAUCAGGAGUAAUGGCUGCACCCGUUUUUACGAAGCCGCUGACAGACGCGACGGCGUCCGAGGGCCAGCUGGUGGUGCUGGAGUGUCGCGUCAAGGGCUCGCCAGCACCCAAGAUCACGUGGUACCGAGAGGACACUGCUGUGGACGAUUCUCCCGACUUUCGUCUUCUGCAGAAAAAGCCUCGUUCUGUAGCUGAACCUGAGGAGAUCUGCACCCUCAUCAUAUCCGAGGCUUUCCCUGAGGACUCUGGGACGUUCACGUGCAUGGCGAGCAGCAAACUGGGCACGGUGUCCUGCAGCGCCCAGCUCAUUGUCCACGGUGCAACGGACGGAUACAUGAGUAGCAACACCUGUGGGCCAAGUCUGGUUGUUGAAUCCACACACCUGUCCACGUCAGAGUCCAUGUACAUGGACACGCUCCCCCCUCCCAUCUUGGAUUCCUUCAUAUCUGACAUCUCAGCAGAUAAACCGAACAGCACUGUUCAGCUGCCCGCUGCUACUGAAAGCCUCUUCGCCAAUGGCAGAAUGCCCGAUUUCAUCGUUCCGGGGAAAAAAUCUGUCCGAGCCGCAGCCGCCACCUCUUCCUUCGCCUCUUCUGCCGAGGCCGCCCUUGCCGAGCUGAGGAAGAGCAUCGAUGAUGUCGUCUCGCCGCCACCAUCAAUGACAAUGUCAGUGCCGAUGCCGGCGGCGGCGGCGGCGGCGGCGGCAGCACCAGCGGGAGAUGCAGUUGGUCCGGAGGGCAAGACGAACGCCAAGGCAGGUUUGCGGGUGCACUUCAGACUGCCCGGUGAGGCCCCGCCGGAGGGCUUUGGUGGGGAGCUACCGCGGCCCGGCCAAGGGCUGCCCUCGCCUGUCAAGGAGCCGCCCCCGUUGCCCGCCAAACCCAAACUUGAUCCUCUGCAGCUCCAGCAGCUGCACAAUCAGGUACUGUUGGAGCAACAGGAAGCUUUCCUCCUCUCGCACCAUCAACAGAUGCCAUUUCCACCUCCACCGGCAGCUUUCCUGCAGUCCCCGACUACGCCGAGCCAACCUCCUGUAGCAGAGACAGCGGUGCCACCGCCGCCGCCGCCACCACCGCCGCCACCAGCCCCACCAGCGCCACCGGCGACCACGACGGCAAGCAUGAGCCUCGCCAACUCGGCGGCACUGCCGCUCAACCAGCAGCCCAGCCGUGCUUCGGUGGGCCAGCAGUCCUUCAGUUACGCCAGGCCCAAGCAGUUUAUCGCUGCCCAGAAUUUGACCAGCACCAUCAUAUCCGCGGGGUCUCCUUCUUCAUCUCCUGUCCCGACCAGCCUGGGCCUUUCCCUCCCAGCUCCACCGCCGCCGCAAACCGCUCCGCCGGCAAACAACACUUACCGGAUGGCUUCCCCGACAUUGUCGUCACCGACAUUCCUGAACAACAGCAACGCGAAAACCGCAGCGGCCUACUCCCCUCCCAUAGCCAUGUCGCCGCCGCCCCAGUUCUCGGCAGCCAGCCCCACACCGCCCGCCACCUACCCGGGCUCCCCACACGCCCAGCCGGGACACACCUGGUCCUCCCUGCCGCAGUCUCCGCAGUCGCCUCCCACCGUCAGCCCGCCGGCCUCUUUCGUGCAGUCCCCGGCCGCCUUCCUGAGCGCACUGCUGCCGUCCCUGCCCUCCCUGCCACCGACCAACGCCAUGGGCCUGCCGAGGGCGGCCCCAUCCACGCAGAUGCAGGGCUCGCUCAAGAGGCAGAGCAGGGGCCCGCGCUCCGUCAGCGAAGAUGACAUCCGCGACACGAAGGAUGCCCUCAUCCAGGACCUGGAGAAGAAGCUGCGGUUCAAGGAGGACAUAUUGCACAAUGGGCAGUCGAGGCUGACGUAUGAGGAAAAGAUGGCUCGCAGGCUUCUUGGACCAAACAGCACCGCUGUUGUUUUUCAAGCCGACGAGCCCGAAGAGCAUGAUGCCGAGGCGCAGGACUUUAAGUCUGUGAUACAGGCAGCCCGGGAGUCUCUUGGUAAACAACAGGAGUACAAAGUCUCGAGCUUUGAGCAAAGGUUGAUGAGCGAGAUCGAGUUCCGCCUGGAGCGGACUCCGGUGGAGGAAUCCGAUGACGAGGUCGAGCACGAUGACAUCCCCACGGGAAGGUGCAUUGCUCCGAUCUUCGAGCGCAAACUCAAGCACUUCAAGACCUUCGAGGGAAGCCCCAUCACGUUCUCCUGCAAGGUCUCCGGCACCCCGACGCCAAAGAUAUACUGGUUCAAGGAUGGGAAUCAGAUCUCCAAGAAAUCCGAACGCUUCCAAAUGCAGCGAGACUCUGAGGGAAACUGCUCCCUGCACAUCCCUCUCACAACCAUGGAUGACGACGGCAACUACACCGUCAUGGCUGGAAAUCCACAGGGUCGCAUCAGCUGCUCAGGACGGUUGAUGGUGCAAAACGUCAACCAGCGAGGCCGCGUGGCACGGAGUCAGUCAGGGCAGCCUGCGGCUAGAAGCAGGCCACGCUCUCAGUCGCGGGAGAGCCGGGACGACAGUGAUAUGGUCCAGGAGAAGAACUUCCGCCCACACUUCUUGCAGGCUCCUGGAGACACCAUGGCACAUGAGGGCAAGCUUUGUCGUCUCGACUGUAAGGUGAGUGGUCUGCCAACCCCAGAGCUGGAAUGGCAGGUGAACGGACGGCCAGUGCGACCCGAUGCCACGCACAAGAUGCUGGUGCGGGAGAACGGAGUUCACUCGCUCGUCAUAGAGCCUCUGACCGUGCAGGACGGAGGCCUCUACACCUGCACGGCUACCAACCGCGCCGGCCAAAACUCCUUCUCCCUCAAUCUCACCAUCGUCGCCAAGCAGCUGACGCGGGCGCCGGUGAUCCUGGAGAAGCUGCAGAACACGGGGGUCGCCGAGGGCCAGCCCGUUCGGCUCGAGUGCCGCGUGCACAGCAUGCCGCCGCCCACCAUCUUCUGGAAGAAGGAGAACGAGACCCUGAUUCCGCACCGCGAAAGAACCAGCAUGCACCAGGAUCCAUCGGGCUACGUGUGCCUGAUAAUCCAGCCGACCAAAAAGGAAGAUGCCGGCUGGUACACGGUCUCGGCGAAGAACAGCGUGGGCAUCUCCUCCUGCACCGCUCGCCUUGACAUUUACGCUGAGUGGCACCACGAGAUCCCAAAGACACGGCGAGUGAGGCCCUCCUCCAGCCGUUAUGCGGCUCUCACUGACCAGGGCCUGGACGUGCGGUCAGCCUUCCUGCCAGACCCCAGCCACGCUGGAGCCCAGGGGAACCUGGUUGAAAGCGACGAGCUGUAAUGGCUCUUGCACCACUGCCAGCAGAUGAGCUCGGUCAGCUCAUCUGCCCAGCGCACACCACUCAACCCGGCUGUUUGUCCGAUCAACCAUCGUGUCCCUUGCCCGUAUGCACAUACAUGCCCUUGUUUGCCCAUAAUAACUCGUUGCUUUUGGGGCCGUGUCAUCGAUCUUAAGGUGAACUCCUCAAAAGGCAUCUGCCACCAAGUUAAUGAACGUUACGAAUGACAAUCGUGGUUGCAAAUACGAAAUUCGGUGUAAGUAAGAUAAUUGCAUCAUUGAUGUUCUAAAAACAACUACGUUGAUAAUUUGCGUGUUUUCAAAUGCAUUAUUACCUUGUAAUAUUUAAUACGAUACAUUAUAGUACAAUAAAUAUUCAACUGUCACCUAAAUAAACAUCUGCAACCUUAUGGCAACCAAAUAAAAUUAACAAUUUAUCAUCUAACUAUUUUAUCAUAAAGCAUCCCAGGUUACUGCUUAAUGUUGGGGAAAUGUGUUAGAAGUGGAAAAUCUUUUUUUAUUUAGAUUUUUCUCCAUUUUGAAUAAAAAAACAAUAGAUGAAAAAUGUCUGUAAUCAUAAAUGCAUUAUCUGUCACUUGCAUUUUCGAUCUGUCUUCAUGCCCACAGAACCUUAACUCACGAAUAUUGAACACAAGGAAAUAAUUUAAACACUGAAACAACUAGAAUAUAAAGCUUAAUUCAACAGUAGUUGCCCCAUUUUUUACAGCUUUUCACAAUUUAAUGCUCGUCAAUUGGACAUUUUAAAAGAAAAUAUGUAAAAAUUAUCAGAUAUAAUACCACAUCCUCUUCAUAAAAUAAUUAUAUGUAUCAAUAAAUGACAAACAGCUGCAGCCUGGAUGGCACAAAUGCCAUUCAUAUUGAGUAAAUUUAUAAUUCACUAAGGGGUAGAGAAUAGAGUAUAUUGUGUAUGGAAGGCAAUGCAUAGUCGGGUAAUGUUAAAUAAGCUAGAUAUUAAAAAGUGUGGGCCAAUUUUUACGUGCGACAAUCAGUAUUAAGAGGACAGGCUUAGAAGUGCCAGCGAUGUUCUAAAUUUAUGUCGCGUGUGCACAAACAGUUUUGUUUUGAGCGAGGAUAAUCCAUUAUUUAAAUUCAUACAUAUUCUGAGUACUUAAUUUGGUGUGUCCGUAGCAAUGAAAAUAUUUUAAAUCGUGGCAAGUAAAGACGUUUAUAAGGCCAUAAAUCAACAUUUUUUUUAAGUCAAAUAUUAGAACGAGGAAUCGGCGUAGAUCACAGCAUACAGCACCUGGCACAGUGGGUUGGCCUUGUCUCUGGACUUCCAGACAAGGGGAUGACUAAGGCCAGAAAAUCAGAGAAAAUAACAGUGAGAUCGACCAGCGUAUACAUGACAAAUUUACGUAGAGGAGUUUGUUUAAAUGGUCACCUUCCAGAAACUGAGAUUGGCUCCUCAAACUGAUACAUUGCAGUGUUUGCACUUAGGUUGUAUUGAGCUCACACUCAUGAUGGUAAGGCUGCUGAUGUACAUGAUGAAAUAGUUUUACUGUUAGCCAGUGUAAAACAAAACAUUAUUACAGACACUGACAGCUACUUUAGGUGUUUUUAUCUAAAUCUAAUUCUAUGCCAUGGCAAACAAAACUACGUUUCUAAAGGUUUGAAGCACCGGUCUUAAUGCAGGUAAAAAUGAACUUGCCAGCUGGUGGUUCGUUCUCAUUUCUGGACACAGCGGUUGUGUCGACUCAUGGGUCAUAUAAACGUACAUUUUAUAACCCUUGAGAAAAAUAAUUGCCAUACUGGUAGACCAUUGUAACUUUAUACACCAAAGUGUGAAUUAUCUCAGGUUUGGGGCUAGUGAUAAAUUGGCUAAAUAAUUUACCAAAUAAUGAAAGCACACGUGUGUAAUGCCAGUGGACAUUCUCAUAUUCAAGUGAAUGUCAUAAAAAUUCAGUAUUUAUCAUGUGCCUGUUAUAAAGCUCCGAAAAUGUUUCAAAUGCUAUGUACAGCAGUAGGAUGUAGAGAACAUUAGGUAAUGCAAUAUUAGAUAAAUUGGUAAUUAAACCUUUUUAACAUCAUUUAAGAUAACUUAUUAAAUUUACAUUAGAAUCAACUUAAUGAAAUAACUCUUUAGCAAAUGUAAAAAUAUAUAAAAAAUAAAAUGUCCAGUUUGUCGGAUUUGCUUUUUACAUUACAUUUAUUAAGAGUCUCUUCAUUGUAAUGUUCACGAAAGCAAUGAUAAAUCACAAAUAUGACAACUCUAAAUUGCAUUGGUUUAAUUUUGCAUUCAUUAUUUUUACCUGUUUUCUUUUGUGCUUCACUCCAAAAAUGAGCUACACACAUCCAAAUUCAUACAUUUGCAGGAAUAUUGCUAUCCUUUACAUGAUUCCCAUACCAUGUCUGAACAAAGCACACACACGCUCACACUGACAUGUACACAUACAUGUACACAUACACACUUGCACGCAUUCAUGUGUUUAUUUGUUUAGACUCGAUACUCUUGUUCUGUGAUGGACCCAACAGCAUGGCUACGCUCCAAUGGUGGGGAAUACCACAUGAGUCAUUGCACAUGUUAUGAAUUGUUCGGUGUCAAUUGUGGCUGACUAAUAGCAGCAAUUGCAUUGUGGCUCUUACACCCAAGUCACUCACUACACAUACAUUCAUAUUGUGAAUUGAUGACGGUACCUAGUGUUGCAAUCUUGCAGUGUGUGUGUCUCAACAUGACAAACCUUUCGAAAGAACGACUUGGCCUUGCUGUUGGAUGAGACAACAGAGAUCAGGUUUCCUGUGGGCAGAGAUUUAGUUAGUAGUUGCAUGUUGUAUCAUAAUGUAAUUAACGUUAUUCAUAUUCACAUACGUAAACACAGACCUGCUACUGACUGGCACUGGCUGUGCUCAUGUUUUGUUGUGUGCAAUCAAGUAUCCUUUCUCCUUCUCGCACCUUCUUUAGAUUUGGUUUAAGGAUAGGAUGCUAAUUGUAGUGUGACCUUAAUGGAAAUAAAACAUGCCUGCAUGAUUUUAUUUACAAUGUCUACACAAUAUACCAUUGGAACUAUUAAAUUUAUAUCAUUCUAAAGCACUCCUUUAGAAUUUAUUAAGACUUGCUUUGUUUGUCAUUUGACCUUGAACCUUUUUUUUAUGAGGGUGAUGUUUUGUCCUAAUCAUUUUUAAGACCCUGUAUAAAAUGUGGAAAUUCCUAAAUGUACGUGGAACGCUCUAAAUGAAUUGCAUCAGCAUUGACCGACAACAACAAGGGGGGGGGGGGUGGCAAGCAUUUGCAGGACACCUUUUUUUGUUUUUAGAAACGAAGGUUAAAGCACCCACAGAUUGAUUCACGCGGAUGACUGGCGGGCCCUGUGAGGCUAUGAGCCGCAGAAAUACGCCGUGGCGCGAUAGACACACUUUCGUAUUUUAGUGAUCGUUGCCAAAAAGUUGCGGGCGCCUUCACUGGUUUGAGUUGAACACCGACGGUGCGUUGCCGAAGGGGUCAGCACAACACGCGGCACAACAUCAUUACUUGGGAUAGCGCAUUUGCAGUUUUGUGGUAACACUAGCACUGCAUUUGUAAGGAUAACAAAAAAAAAACAUUGGAACCUAUCUCGGUUUAGCUUUAAGAUGUUUUUUUUGUCCCUUGCAAGAUAUUAAUAUCGGUUUGACAGAUAAGUGUGAAUGAGUUGUCGCAGAAAUGAAAAUAAAUGCGUAGAAAAUUCGCAAGACACCAUUUAUCUGUGUAGUUCAUUGGUUCCAGUGAUUCAUCCAAUUGCUUUCACGUCAUGUAAAAACGAUAUAUAGAGUUAACAUCUUAAAAAACAAACAUUAAAUCUAUUUAAAGAACAUACACUAUACAGUAUGUACUGUAGACCAAAGGGCAGUUUCAAAGUUUUUAGAAUGAGAUAGUUCACUAAAAAAUAUUAACCAACCGAGCAUUAGGUUUGGUGUGAGGUUUUGUGUUUGUUUCUAAUACACAGCAAUAUGAUAGGCUCACAGAGGUUUGUUAUAACUGUAUUGAUUGAUUGAUACAAUUGUGUGUAUGUAUACUUUUCGUAUUUCAUUCUGAAAACUUGUUUUCACUGCCCCUUGCAUCUAUAACUAUAUCAAAUAGUAAAUUAAUAAUUAAUAGGGACAUUGUAGAGAUACUGGAAGAGCAAGCCUGUUUCUGCAUAAACAUUCAUUUUGAAUGGUUCUGAUUUUUUUGCGAUGACUAUACACAGGAAAACGCUCAUGCAUCUGCCACUGUUUUAAUAGUUUACUGUAAUAUUGCAAAAAUGUUUUAUUUUACUGCAUUUAAGAAACCUUUUCUCUGCUGUAUAAAAAAAAUAAAGUAAACAAAAACAUUCA
Messenger RNA from Lethenteron reissneri (Far Eastern brook lamprey), 9520 nucleotides. RefSeq names its product palladin-like. NCBI's taxonomy places the organism in Eukaryota, Metazoa, Chordata, Hyperoartia, Petromyzontiformes, Petromyzontidae. The record is from RefSeq and is a predicted model, not a curated record.